AAAAUCUAAAUCUUGCGAGCUACUGAUAUAAAAAUGGCGGCGCUCAGCGCUCCAAUCGGAAUCGAUCGGACAUCUCCGUCUUUUCUGCAGCGACCGUCUUUAACAAAAAUUUAAAAUGGGUAAGCGCAACAACAUGGUGCCCAAUGGGCAUUUCCAUAAAGCGUGGGAGCAGAAUGUCAGAACCUGGUUCAACCAACCUGCCAGAAAAUUGAGACGGAAAAAUAACAGGAUUAAAGAAGCCAGAGCUGUCGCUCCACGUCCUGUCAAGCACUUAAAACCAAUUGUAAGAUGCCCGACUGUCAGGUACCACACUAAAGUACGUCAAGGUCGAGGAUUUACAUUGGAGGAGCUGAAGGCUGCUGGUAUAAACUGCCGAGAAGCACCAACGAUUGGAAUAGCUGUUGAUUAUCGCAGGCGUAAUAAAUCAAUUGAAUCUCUUCAAAUUAAUGUUGCUAGAUUGAAGGAAUAUCGCUCCAAGUUGAUUCUCUUCCCUAAGAAUUCUAAGAAGCCGAAGAAGGGAGACUCAACUGAAGAAGAGUGCAAGGUAGCCACGCAGCUGCGUGGCGAAAUAAUGCCAAUUCGUCAGAAGGCGUCUCUUAAAUCCAAGGCCCGUGUAAUCACCGAAGAAGAGAAAAAGAUCUCGGCUUACGUGACGCUUCGUAAAGCUCGCGCUGAUGCUAGGUUGGUCGGAAUCAGGGCCAAGAGAGUUAAAGACGCCGCUGAGAACCCUGAUGAUGUCACCAAGGUUCCUGUUGGAGACAAGAAGACUAAGAAAUGAACAACAGUUUCUUUGAAUUUUGUAAAUUAAUAUUUAUUAAUAAAAUCAAUCAAAUACAAAUU
Messenger RNA from Cotesia glomerata, 840 nucleotides. RefSeq names its product 60S ribosomal protein L13-like. Gene Ontology annotation, cellular component: ribosome; cytosolic large ribosomal subunit. The record is from RefSeq and is a predicted model, not a curated record. Gene Ontology annotation, molecular function: RNA binding; structural constituent of ribosome. NCBI's taxonomy places the organism in Eukaryota, Metazoa, Arthropoda, Insecta, Hymenoptera, Braconidae. The transcript has 4 exons. Gene Ontology annotation, biological process: translation. The coding region runs from base 116 to 778 and encodes 220 amino acids.